Molecule: messenger RNA, 264 nt
Organism: Dentiscutata erythropus
Lineage: Eukaryota; Fungi; Glomeromycota; Glomeromycetes; Diversisporales; Gigasporaceae
Source: the annotation of a GenBank genome assembly
ACUGAUGAAGAAGAAUUGAUUCAUCAGAAAGAACUUGAAGCUGAAGCUCGUGGUAUUUCAUUUUCUGAAUAUCAAGUACAGAAACGUAGUGUUAAAGAGAUUGAAGAGGGAGAAAGAAAAGAGCUGGGAAUGGUUAUGAUGUCAAAGAAACAGAAAAAAUUGUAUGCAAAGAUACAAUACGGAAAAAACCAAAAAAAAGAAAAAGUACAAAAUUUAGAAAAGAAGAAAAGAAAUCUUACGAAUCAAAAAAAACAAAAAAGUUAG